Stomoxys calcitrans (stable fly) is the source of this 1553-nucleotide messenger RNA. Its product is annotated as protein shisa-5. The record is from RefSeq and is a predicted model, not a curated record. The coding region runs from base 381 to 866 and encodes 161 amino acids. NCBI's taxonomy places the organism in Eukaryota, Metazoa, Arthropoda, Insecta, Diptera, Muscidae. The transcript is spliced from 5 exons.
CAAUGACAGAUAACUACUCGGUGUGGGAAGAUUGAUGUUAAGUUUUUUUGUUUUGCACAAACUGAUGCACAAAUUUCAAGACCACGGGAAAUAGUUAUAGUUAUUACUAGUCUAAUUAACAAAUAAAUACUUUUAAAUAGUGUUCAAAAAUAAAUAAAAUCGAUUGCUUUGCGUGAAGAAAUAGUGCAACAAGUUGUUGGUCAUUACAUACAUAGGGAAUUAUUUCCAAUAGAACAAUCUAAAACGUUGUUAUUUGUUAUCAAUCACAUGUAUUAUUGUGCAUUGCUUCGGAAAGCAGUUCAACUAAACAAAACAUAUUUAUUUUUUUGUCAUUUGUAGUGGGCUAUUACGACGAUCUUGAGGACUACGAAUUGGAAACAAUGGAUUUCUGGGAUAUUUUUAUUGGUUUCCUCUUCAUGUUCAUUAUCUUUAGCUGUUGCGGAUAUUGCUGUACGAAAAAACGACGAGGUGCUGUGUUAUCUGCACCUAUAGUGGUGACCUCUGCCACGCAUACAGCACCCGGAGGCUAUCCAGUGCCUCAAAUGCCAGUGGGUGGCACUACGACAACAACAGCGUAUCAAACACAAGUCUAUGCAACACCUUAUCCGCCUCAGGGACCUCCCACUCAAAUGCCCAUGCCAAUGCCCGCCGGUCAACCAGCUCAAAUGCCUAUGCCCAUGCCAAUGCCAGCGGGUCAAACUGCAGGAGCCCAACCCUACAUGGCACCUUAUCCAUCUAUGCCCGCCGCUGCUAAUAUGAAUCCUCCGUCAUACGAGAUGGCAGUAGGCGGUGCUGGCUCGGGUGCAGCCACUAAUGCCACUUACGAAAAGCAGUCACCAUACAACCCUAACUAUUCCGGACAAUAAACCCAAAGAAUGUUUCGCUGUCAAACCCCACAAAAAUAAAAAGGAAAUUGUUUAAGAAAAAAAAUCUUCAAAGACUUAAGAACUUGGAAACAAUAAAGAAAAAGGGCAUAAUACAUCAGGGAGAAAUACUGAGUUUGUAUAUAUGUCUUCAGAUAUUUCUCUCAUCCGGUAUUGGAUCUCUUUUGGUCCGAAAUGUCCAGAAACUAAAAUCAGGUCCACAUGGAGAUAUUCUCAUCCUAACUGUGUACAUCUACUAUAUUUACACAAUCCAUGAGUAUGUUUCAACGAAAAUACUUCAUAAAGUAUUACUAAAAAAACUUAACUUAUAUAUGUAUGUAUAUAUGUAUUUUUUUAAGAAAAACAAAAAUAACAGCCGUUUAAUAGCUUUCAUUGUAUUGUGAUACAACUCCCUAUAAUGUACAGCGAAGUCAAAGAAAAUUACUAAAUUCCUUUGCUUCAAAAAGUCCCCUCUAGUAGGCAAUAAAAAAACUCUAUCCACUUGUAUACAAACCCACGCACACAUACAUUGUAGUUGUUCAUACCUUAUUAUAUUUACGAACUAAGGUAUUGUUUUUUUUUAUAUAAGAUAUGUAUUUAGAAAUAAAAUUCAUUGAAUUUUUUUUAAAUGUUUUCCAUGUUGCUUGAAUUAAAAACAAAUUCGAAUAAAAUAUAAGUUUAGAUAUGAAA